This is a messenger RNA of Folsomia candida, 1566 nucleotides long. RefSeq lists its product as uncharacterized. The transcript is spliced from 2 exons. The record is from RefSeq and is a predicted model, not a curated record. Bases 467 to 1123 code for a protein of 218 amino acids. Lineage: Eukaryota; Metazoa; Arthropoda; Collembola; Entomobryomorpha; Isotomidae.
AAGUAAUGAAGUAGGUCAUGCCAUUCACCAACUUCAUCAUAUUUCCCUUAUUCCUCCUCUCUGCAAAGAGGGAGAGAAAGCUAAGUAAGCAAAGCAAAGAAUGAAACGCUAAGUAAACUGGAUGCUCACUUUCAGCAGUAUGUUGCAACUUUCCUCUUUCUCUCUCUCUUUAUAACAUCCGGAUCCUUGUGCAUUUUUUUUACUCAUUUUCUACACGAAAGUCACCACUCUCGCAUAGUGCUUUCACUUUUUGGCUCGAACUAUAACUUUCUCUCACUUUCUCUAAUCCACUUUCUCUUCCCGUACAGCGAAUUGCUGUUAAUUUUUCCGAAAAAUGGGAACCCCUGCUCCCCCAUUGACGUCAAACUCACCACUGCCAACAACAAUAACGUCGCUGCAUUAUUACUCUACUCAAAACGUGGCCUUAGUAAAUAUUUAAUACUAAAAAAUAGUGUAAUUGUCUGUCAUGUCCUCGUACAAUUUCGCCCAUCGUUUCUCCUGCCGUCUGACCGUGCUGGGGGAGAUGGUCGUGGAGGGAGUCGCCAUCGUGGUCGUGAUUGGCUGGGAUGUCUUCCACUAUUUGAAGCGGAUGGGGAAGUUGAGAGAGUUUCGAGGUGGGCAUGGGAGUGGGGGCGACGGAGUCAUUUCAAUCUCGACAGGUCACCAAGAUGUGCUCGAGUUGAUUGGGGAGCUCGACUUUUGGAGCGUGGUGGGUCACGCGAUCUCCCUGCUGGGACUCUUUGUAGCGUUACUUAUUCUAAUUACGGGGAUUCGAGUGCUCAUCGGGCCUUGUCAGCUUACGCCUCAGGUGACUGAGAGGCGUCCCUUAAAAUCUGCCAUCAAGGUGUGUUCCCUCUGGUGCGCGUUGACCUUUUUGCGCUUCAUUCUGCUCCUGCUCGGCCUCUCCCUGCGCCUCAUGGUCUUCUCCCUCCUCGCCUUUGACGAGUUGACGAACGCGGAAAUCGCCAAGCAGGCCACGAUCCUCCUCCCACUCGCCUCCUCGCUCACCGCCAUGGCCACCACGGCCAAGUUCAGAGCAGAGGUCGAGGUUCGCUACGCCUCCCUCCUCCCUCAACUCCCCGACGGCUUUCAAAUCCCGCAAACCUCUUACGUACCCGGGUAAACGAGGGGAGAUUUUCAGAUAAGCCGGAAAAAGAUAGCCUCCACCCUGCAUAGUAAUACAUAAAAAAUCUACCUGGUUGAAAUUAUGCUCGGAAAAAUAAAAUACGCAAAACUGGAAACAAAUGCAAUACUCAACAAAAGUCAAUAUUAUAAUUAUAAUAAAUAAAUUUAGCUGUUUGUCUCUGUAUUGUGAAUAGUUAAUUAGUUAGUUAGUUAGUUAUUGAAGAACUGGAAAUUUUGAUCAUUAUAUAUCAAUUUAAUUAAUUAAAGUUAAAGUGAAAGUUAUAUAAAUGAGAAACCAAAUCUUCCACAAUAUAUGUGCAUACGUAUACAUAUUUAAAUUUUAUGUCUGUUUUUCUCAUCCAAAAGAAGAAAAUAUUGAAAUUGUUAAAAAAAAUGGGAGAAAGUUGUAACAUAAAUUGAACGGAAUAAAUACAAACGUGA